AGUUCGCGAGGGGGAAUUUUGUCAUCUUUUAACUUCUGGUGAAAGAAACCUAAACAUCUGUCUCUCUUCACAGUUCUCAGCGAAGAGCUCGAAAGCAGCAAUAAAUUUGCAGUUGCAGAACCAAAUCUCCCGGCGACGGCCUCUCUUCCGGAACAAGAUGGAAGAUAUCUUAACCGAGAUUCCCCCUCCUUCAAGGUUUUUCCAAGACGAUCUUAAUAAUUUCGCUCCUCCAUCGCCUCCUCUUCCUUCCCCAUUUCUGCUGUUAUCUAAUCCUAAACCUAAUGAACCUCUCCGCCCCUCCCUACUUGUCAUUGCGAUUUCUUCCCCGUCUCUAUAUAUCUUUCAUCAUUUAUCGGCUAAAACCCUUGUUGGAAGUCUCAUCCUACCUGAAAUUCCUUUCUCUGGAAACCAUAUCCAACCUUCAGUUGAUGACAAAUUGUGCAACAUUUACUCCAUUGAUCAAGAUGGUGAACUAGUUAUCCUUGUUUCCUUUCAGUGUUCUGUUCCAGCAGAGAGAUCUGUUCUUGUUUCAAAGGUACUACUUGGAGAUCAAAUUAUUCCUGAGAGGGUUCUGAUCUUAGAUAGUCUUCAGAGCCAAAAUUUUCGGGGUAAGCUCUCACCUGACGAGGCUUUUGCUUUCAAGCUGGAGACCUCUUCUGAAAGAAAGAGUCAAGAUGAGGGUAACAGUGGUUCACCAUUGUUAAAAGGCCUGGAUUACUAUGCAUCAGGAAGUGUUGUAGAUGGCCUGGCUGCUGCUUUGCUUGGACGUUGCCAGAUGAAGAAUAUCAAGGGAGCCCUUUGUGUUUCAUGGCCAGAAUAUGGAAGUGAGGUGAUAUCUUUGCUUAAAUCUUUACUUCACCGGAAUGUGCUAUUGCGACCUAGACUAGAACUUUUUACUGAAAGUAGUAAUGGGGACGAGUACCUGAACCGGAUUAAGGAUCUGGAAUUAUACACCUAAAAGAAUCGGGUUGUGAGAAUAAUAUAUUAUAUUUCUUGUAUGCUGCACUCUGUUUCCUUCUUUUUUACUGCACUCCUGAAAAUCUUGAGAUAGAUGGAAAUGCACAAGGAAUAUUAAGCGGGAUGAAAUUUGAUCAUUGCUUCUUAAAAGCUAAGGCUUAUGCUGAUUGUUAUGCUA
This is a messenger RNA of Momordica charantia (bitter melon), 1135 nucleotides long. RefSeq names its product trigger factor. Lineage: Eukaryota; Viridiplantae; Streptophyta; Magnoliopsida; Cucurbitales; Cucurbitaceae. The record is from RefSeq and is a predicted model, not a curated record.